UUGUAGCGAGGUGUAUUAUUGUGUUCCAAAUAUUCAGCACAUUUCGCCGCGUGUGCUACGACUGUUUUAAAUUAAAUUACUUUCCCUAAAUGGCUUCUGGAUAUAUGUGUGCAUUCCCCAUUUAUUCUACCCUUAAUAUCGUGGAAUGAUUGACUUCGAUUAUAGAUUACGAAAAAAAAGACUAAAGAAGGUGAAUUAUGUUUAGUUAGGCCAUUGUGUUCGAAAUUACUUUGCAUCGCUUAAAGCUAUAUUUAACAAAAAAAAAGUGGAAGUUUAAAAAAGUUAUUUAAAUAAAAGAUUAGAAUUUUGAUUACUAACAAUAAAGAAUUACUUGCGCGCGCAGACGUUUGUCAGUUGUACCGCAUGGUAUGUUUCAGAAGCUGUCCGUAUGCUAGAGAACGUCAAAGAUAAAGGAUUAAGCAGUACUCGAAUGAACGAACAGAUAGUUAUGAAUCUUUUUUCUUUUCAGAACUGUUAAAUAACAUUUAAACUCCAAUUAAUUUAUAAUAAUUAAAUAUUGAUUUUUACCAAAAAAGUGAUAUUAUAUUUUAUCAAAAAAAUUCGAGAGAAAAAUCAACAGUGACUUAAAAAGAUGAAAUCGGGUGUCUACGAGACAACACGACGCACUGAUAAAAAGGUAAAGAAGUAAAAGACGAAGAGUAGUCGGGUAACCGCCCGCACUUAAUUUUGUGAAAGAUAGACAAAGAAAGCAAAAUUUACCCGCAGUGCAAAAGGGAGAAGUGGAAGUUCAAGAAAGGGACGACGAAAACGAGGGAGAGGGAUCCAAGGUCGUCAGGCUUAUACAACGAGAGCGCCUGACAGUUUUUUUUGCUUCCCUUUCGUUGAUUUUUUUUUGCCUUAGGCUAAUCUUCAAACCGUCUUCCGCCCACUUCAAUAUCUUCCGUGUGUAUAACCUCAAAUACCGGUUCAAUUUUUAAUUACUUAUGGAUUCUAUUUGUUAGAUAUACUUAUUUCAUUCGUGUAAGUGUUGUGUUUUCAGUGAGUGCAGUGUGGUGAUUUGGUCACGAAAGAUUAACGGAUUCACUCUGGAAUCCACGUUUUACUUUAUCUCAAGAAAAGUCGAUUAUCAAGAUACUAUUAGCAGUGGAAUGUAAACAAAAAUUUUCUUUUUUGCGAACGUUCAAAACAUUCAAGAGGUGUCGUGACAAAUAAUCUUGUCGAAGAAAUGACUAUUGCCAGUAAUAUUGUUGUUGAGUGGCUGCGGUCACUCCAUCUUGGUCAAUACUCAGAGUCCUUCAUUGACAACGGUUACGAUGAUUUAGAAAUAUGCAAACAAAUUGGAGAUCCUGAUCUUGAUGCCAUCGGUGUUUUUAAUCAAAAUCACCGUGCAAGAUUACUACAAUCUGUCAAGACACUUCGUGAAGAAGGUGCAGCAAGUGUUUACUUUACGCUUGAAGAAUCAAAUGAUUGUUUAUGUGAUAACGUCAGUUUGAAAUCAUCAAGAACAUCGUCUGAGAGACCACCAAGUGAUAAAGAAAUUCAAAGAGCAUCUCCAACUGCUAGUUCAUCAAGUGGAGGUCAAGAACUUACAAAAUUUGUCGAUGAAUAUGAAGAAGGGAAAGCUGAACUUGUUAGGAUACCAAGGAUGCAGUUAAAGAUGUUGCUGCAAGAAAAGUUACGACAUGAUGGAAUUCGUCUUGCUUGUCAACCCUACACCACACCGGUAUGA
Messenger RNA from Chelonus insularis, 1690 nucleotides. Its product is annotated as sterile alpha motif domain-containing protein 5-like. Gene Ontology annotation, molecular function: protein binding. NCBI's taxonomy places the organism in Eukaryota, Metazoa, Arthropoda, Insecta, Hymenoptera, Braconidae. The transcript has a single exon. The record is from RefSeq and is a predicted model, not a curated record. Bases 1187 to 1690 code for a protein of 167 amino acids.